GGACAUCUAUUUUGUUUUAUUUUGUUUUGAUACAUAAUAAAUAUGCAUACACUUUUCUGAAAACAGCAUGUCUAUUUCCUGUGAAGGGACUACCACCAAAUCCGGGCUUCUUGAGUCUCAGUCCAUGUGCAAGUACAGUAUGACUCUGACCUGUGAGCAGUUCAGGAGUUCAGGGAUAGAUUCACGACCAACUAGAAUCCAUAAGCACAAUGUUGUCAGAACAACACCACAUUUUCGGCUUCACUUGAACCUGCUAGGACACAAAACCUGAGAAUAAAGUCAGCACAGAAGAGAGCCAAGAAAUAGAAAUUGAAUCCUGAUGACAUUGGAAUGAGUCCCCGAAUCAACCCUACUACCUCAAGCCAACCAGCCCUAAUCCUGGACUAUUGAGAUAUGAGUCCAUAUAUACACGUUUUGCUUAUACCUGUUGGAUUUUAUUUUCUGUCACUCAUAUCCAAAUAAUUCAUCACAAUGCAAGGGUUCUCAAACGCUGGCCCUGCCUUCUGGGAUAGCUCUGUGUGUGUGUGCAUAUAAAUUAAUAAUUUAUAUGUAUUAAUAUAUUAAUAUAUAAUAUAUAUUAACUUCUCUGUGCCUCAGUUUCCAUUUAUGUGAAAAAAGUAGCAAUACCUACUUCAAAGAGUUGUAAAGAUUAAAUUGAGUUAUAAAUGUUGGAGUAUAAAUUUGUUCCACAACACUGAAGAACAAGAUACAUCACAUUACUUAAUUUUUCUAAAUUAAAUCUGAUUCAAAAAUCUCAUUUACUAGUGUUGGAAGAUGUCCAAUAUUAAAUCAUGAUGUGGCAGGAGGGAGCUUUUUUCUUCUUUAGAAUGAUAUACAUUGACCAACAAAACAACUCUCCACCCACCCCCAAAAAAACCCAAAACACUUAGAAAAUAACCUCUGGUCUUAAGUCUAUCAUGGUUGCCACUGGGAUGUGCAUCGUAUAAAUGCAUAUGGUCUAUUCAAAGGCAGGUGGCUCCACAGCAUCUCUGCACACCAGCAUUUUUGCAGCAGUUCCCAAGACUGUGGCUGGAUCUAUAGUGCUCUAACCAUUAAAUAGGUUCUCCCCAUUAGAAGUCUUGCUGGAAAAAAAAAAAAAAGUCCUGCUGCCUCUUCUGUACAGACCCUAACACUCAUGGAACCCAUUGCUAUAUCCCUUUUCUCAAAUUCCUAGACACACUUUUAUCCUUGGCAUUGCUUCUUUCAAUCAUCUUCCAACUUCUUCUCAAGAACACCUAGCUAAAUUAAAUUCCCCUCCCACACAAAAGCCUGGAUAAGGUUGUAGACCAGGUAUCUUGAAACUUUGAUUUGGGACUAGAAAACAUAAACUCUAUUACCAAUUCCAUGAGACAAGAAAUCUAGAAUUCCUGGAGGAGAGGAGAGCUAAGUUACCUUUUUAUCCUACCAGAUGUCUCCUUUGGCAAGGAGUAGAAGACAACAAUUAAUAGCUUGGUAAAAUAUCUACCAUAAAUAUAAGUAUAUAGGUAUUCAACAUUCUUUUCCCUGUUUCCUAUUAGGAUUCAACUUACCUUCUUCAUCCAGAGGUAUUGCUACCUCAAAUACCAGGCAGGUAAUACAAAUGAGUAAAAGUGGACAAGUAUAAGAAAACAAAAUCAUAGGCACAAUGAUAAACCACAACUAGCCUUAGGCUUGGUAUUAAUGUUGAGAACAUGGUAAGAACCAUGGUGAACUGAAGGGCACAUGUACACUACAAGGGGAGCCACUGCUACUUAGCUCUUAUUUUGUGGAAAUGAGAGUCUAGUACUGCCAGGUUUUAAACUUAAAAUACUAUUAUGUACAAUCUACUAGUUUUACAGUGUUGGCUACUCCAGUUUUUAAUGCUGGCCACAUCGAGCCAAAUAUUACAUAUCAGUACAUCAUUUUAAGCCCUUUUAUAGUUUCAGCUGCUACAUAUAUGCUACUAGCUAUAAAAUUUUACAUCUCCACCAUAGACUGUUCUUCCAAGCUUCAGAUCCACAUAUCUAAUUGCCUCCUACCUAGUUUUUCGUUGUCACAGAAACCUCAAAUACAAAUGUCUAAAUGGAGCUCAUUACCUCCCCCCACCCAUAAAUUGGUUCCCAGGUCUGUGUUCUCUAUCUCAGUAAAAUGGCGCUAAUAUAUACACCCUGUUUCCUAAGUUAGAAACCCUAGAGUCAUUCUCAAUUCCCAUACUCCUCUAUCCCACUGGUAAUGAAGCCUAACCAAUUAUAUCUUUGGUAUUCUGGUAGAAUUAAUUAUUCUCCAUUCUUACCAUCACUGUCUUGGUUUAGGCCUCAUCUUUUGUUUUGCCUAAACUAAAGCAAGAAUUCCCUAACUAAUCUCUCACCUCAAUCUCUUUGCCCUCACUAGAGCCAGUGUUCUUUCCAAGAUACAAACUUAAUCUUGUCACUUUCCUGCUCAAAACUUUUCAAUGACUUCCAUCAUCUUCAGGGUAAAUUUCAGUUUCUUAGAUUGAUAUUGAGGGGCCCCGGUGAACUUAUCUUUCCAGAUCCAUCUUUUACCACUUCCCCAACCCCCAUACAUUGAAAUGCCUUCAGUUUCCCUAAUGAUACGUGCUUUCUCUGCCCUAGCACCUAAUACAGGCUGUUCCUCCUGCUUGAAUCGUCUUUCUCUUGCUCCUUAUGCUUUCAUUUUCUUGGUUCCUCAAACCAAGCAUUAAUCAUCUCCUCUAAAAAGCAGCCCCUGGGCAGCCCAGGUGGCUCAGCAGUCUAGCGCCGCCUACAGUCCAGGGUGUGAUCCUGGGAACCCAGGAUCGAGUCCCACGUCAGGCUCCCUGCAUGGAGCCUACUUCUCCCUCUGCCUGUGUCUCUGCCUCUCUCUCUCUCUGUGUGUGUGUGUCUCUUGUGAAUAAAUAAAUAAAACCUUUAAAAAAAUAAAUAAAAAUAAAAAGCAGCCCCUGAGAAGCAAACCCCUUCCCUGGGCUAGUUAGAUAUCCUCCUCUUAUCCCAUAGUACCCCAUGCAUAUUUCUAUUUUGUCUAUUACUUAGCUGUUUUCACCCUACUGAAAUGAGACCUAUUUACUGCAGAGACUGUCUUAUUUCUAUCUCCUCAAGACUGAGCACAAUAUCUGAUCCAUAGUAGGUACUCAAUAAAUACAUGUUGAAUGAAUGAAUAAAUAAAUAAAUCAAGUCCAACCCACGAUACGUAGGGGAGAAAUCUUUCUGGCCUGAAAUCACAUAGCUUAGGGUGGCCUGGGUGGCUCAGCAGUUUAGCGCCGGCUUCAGCCCAGGGCCUGAUCCUUGAGACCCGGGAUCAAGUCCCACAUCAGGGUCCCUGCAUGGAGCCUGCUUCUCCCUCUGCCUGUGUCUCUGCGCAAAAGCAAAAAUGAACUAUUGGGACUUCAUCAAGAUAAGAAGCUUUUGCACAGCAAAAGAUACCAUCAACAAAACUCAAAGACAACCUACAGAAUGGGAGAAGAUAUUUGCAAAUGACGUGUCAGAUAAAGGGCUAGUUUCCAAGAUCUAUAAAGAACUUACUGAACUCAACACCAAAGAAACAAACAAUCCAACCAUGAAAUGGGCAAAAGACAUGAACAGAAAUCUCACAGAGGAAGACAUAGACAUGGCCAACAAGCACAUAAGAAAAUGCUCUGCAUCACUUGCCAUCAGGGAAAUACAAAUCAAAACCACAAUGAGAUACCACCUCACACCAGUGAGAAUGGGGAAAAUUAACAAGGCACGAAACCACAAAUGUUGGAGAGGAUGUGUAAAAAGGGGAACCCUCCUGCACUGUUGAUGGGAAUGUGACCUGGUGCAGCCACUGUGGAAAACUGUGUGGAGGUUCCUCAAAGAGUUAAAAAUAGAUCUGCCCUACAACCCAGCAAUGGCACUGCUGGGGAUUUACCCCAAAGAUACAGAUGCAAUGAAAGGCCGGGACACCUGCACCCCGAUGUUUCUAGCAGCAAUGUCCACGAUAGCCCAACUGUGGAAGGAGCCUCGGUGUCCAUUGAAAGAUGAAUGGAUAAAGAUGUGGUUUAUGUAUACAAUGGAAUAUUACUCAGCCAUUAGAAAUGACAAAUACCCACCAUUUGCUUCGACAUGGAUGGGACUGGAGGGUAUUAUGCUGAGUGAAAUAAGUCAAUCGGAGAAGGACAAACAUUAUAUGGUCUCAUUCAUUUGGGGAAUAUAAAUAUAGUGAAAGGGGAUAAAGGGGAAAGGAGAGAAAAUGAGUGGGAAAUAUCAGAAAGGGAGACAGAACAUGAGAGACUCCUAACUCUGGGAAACGAACUAGGGGUGGUGGAAGGGGAGGUGAGCAGGGGGUGAGGGUGACUUGGUGGCGGGCACUGAGGUGGGCACUUGACGGGAUGAGCACUGGGUGUUAUUCUAUAUAUUGGCAAAUUGAACACCAAUAAAAAAUAAAUUUAUAAGAUAUAAAUAAAUAAAUAAAUAAAUAAAUAAAUAAAUAAAUAAAAUCUUUAAAAAAAUCACAUAGCUUAGAGUUAGAGAACCCAAAUCUUAAUUUCAGCUCAGUGCUCAAUCAGACCUAAACUGGCCUUUGAUGGGGGUGAGGUGAGAAGAGAGGCAUUAAAAUGUACUGGGAAGGCAGAGAUUAAAGUUGUCCCUGAAAGAGUCCAUGUGGAACAGAGUGGUAGUUUUAGGAGAAAAGGGGGAAAUGAGGAAAAAUAUACUCAAGUGCAUUUAAUUUGUCAACUUUAACAUUAAUGCUUGCCAAAAAGAUCUCAAGCAACCUAAAGUCAAAUAAGACAGUUCAUAGCUGAAAUGAGAUUUAAAAGGGGGGGAGGGUGAGAACAGACUCCAUAUAUUAAAGAUGGAACAAGUCUUGUAAUUAGGAACCUUAAACAAUUUUUAAAAAGAUUUAUUUAUUUUAGAGCAAACAAAAGAGCAUGGGGGGAGGGGCAGAGGGAGAGGGAGACAAGUAGACUCCCUGCUGAGUGUGGAGCUCAAUGCAAGACUUGAUUCCAGGACCCCAAUACCAUGACUUGAGCUGAAACCAAGAGUCAGCCACUUAACCAACUGAACCACCCAAUUGCCCCAAAAGAAAUAUAUUUUUUUAAGAUUUUAUUUAUUUAUUCGUGAGAGACAGAGAGGAAGAGACAUAAGGCAGAGGAAGAAGCAGGCUCCCUGUGGGGAGCCCAAUGAGGGACUCUGUCCCAGGACCCUGGGACCACGACCUGCCCCAAAGGCAAAUGCUCAACCAGAGCCACCCAGGCAUCCCAAGAAAUAAUUUUUUAAUAUAGCAUAUAUUAUAUACUAUCCUAAUCAUAUGAAUUUGUUCAUUUAAUACUCAAAACAAUUCUAUGUGGUAAGUAAUAAUAUCACUCCAAUUUUACAGGUGAGAAAAUUGAGGCCCUAGAAGAUUAAUUAGUUUGAGAUUUCACAGAUAGGAAGUGGCAGAGGUAGGAUUUGAAUAAAGCAGUUUGAUGCUAGAAUCCAUGUCCUUAAUGACAAGGCCUGAAGCAUAAUUCUGGCUUUGGCCAGACAAAGACAAAAGAGAUCACUCAGGUUUCAGUGUUAUGAAGUAUUAGUUGCCUGGUACAGGCAAUUUUUUUACUCUAAAUUCAGGGAAAAGGCUGUUAGGCAUGUGGGGGAUGGGAGUUCUUUGUUCUGUGAUGCAGUGAUGACCUCGGGAUAAACUGCCACUAGGCUGAGGAAAAUGGAAUGGCUGAUAGAAGGCCUGCUUGGGACUGAAGGGGACAUGGGGCUUCUUUGGAGCCAGUUGACCCAUGCCCUGGCCUGCAGACACUGUGGCAGCAGCUGCCUCCAGAGUCCAGGGAAUCUGGUGACACUAUUCUUGUUCAUGAUUUGGCAGAUUCGGAGGUGGUGGCAACUUGGGAGCUGGCGACAGCUUCAACUCUGGUACUCUGGGGACAUGAUGCAAAGCAAGAGCCUACCACUUCUGUACCAUGUGGCUUUCCUUGAUCACUUAUGGAAGCAGAAGUCAGAGGAGGAAGAGGAAGAAGAGGAGGAAGAAGAGGAUGUGUCUCUGGAUCCACUGAAGCCAUGUUCUCUUCCCAAAGAAGUUCCCCUUGGAGAAGAAGCCACCACAGCCCCAUCUCAACCACCUUGUGGUCCUGAGGACCUCCAAAAAGCCAUACGGACACCAAAGCAAGUACAUACACGCACCCCAAGCCCUUCCAGAUCCUUCCCCACCUUUCAGAUCCUGACCAACCUGCCUAUGAGGCACAAAACAGCAUCAGGAAACUGUCUACAUCAGAGAAAAAGCCAGUUCUUCUGGGGUCUCCCCUCUCUGCAUAGUGAGUCCUUGGAGGCCAUCUUGCUGAGCUCAGGUGGCCCCUCUCCCCUAAAGUUGUCUGUUGGUCCUUCUGCCUUCUUCAACAAGCUUGCCUUCCUGCCUAGAUCCAACCGUCUGCUUCCCCAGUACUGCUCCCCAACUCAGCCUCCUACCCGUGAAAUCCAUACUACAGAAGAUAUGGAAGGGAUGGCCCUUGAUCCUCAGCAAUUUUCUCCUCCACCUUCCCCUUCUGUCCCAUCGCUACCCUUUCAUCCUAAGUCCUUUCCCAUGGACCACAAGGGAGUCCUAUCUGGUGCUAAGGCACAUACACAGUGGUUUAUGCAGCAGAAAGAAGUCCCUUGGGUCUCUGAGGAUCAAAUCCUGCACCUACAACCUGAACUCCAAAGAACCAGAUGCUUCAAGCUCUCCCCCUACUCUGAGGUCUGGUGGGAUGUACCACAGAAUCCCAGACUCCAACAACACAUUCUAGAUUCACUCUCUGCCUCUCUGCUAUAUCAUUCUAGCCUUCUGGGAUUCCUGACAAGGUUUGAGGCCCCAUGGAAGGCUAUGGAGCAAAACAAGGACCCCAAGGCCUCUGCGCCUGCAAAGCCAGCUCCCAGCUCAACCCUGGCCUCCCUUUCAGAACUCCAGGAAGUCAGCCCAAUAGAAGGGCUACCUGGAUCCCAGGUCCUCUGGGAAACCACAGGACAAAGAGAGCAUCCUCAGAUCUCUAAGCCUUCAAUCCUGGUCCCUUGCCAAUCGGUAGACCCCAUGACAAAGUCUCAAGGAACUAGCCCCCUGGGAGCUCCACCUGGAUAUAAGACUCAGUGGAGAACCACAGUUUGUAAAGAGAGUUCUCAAGCCUUUGUGCCUCCAAUGACAGCUCCCUGCCAACUCCCAGAUGCUCUGUCAGAACUCCAGAAAGUCAUCCCUGAAGGAGGACUUUCUGCACCUAAGGACUUCUGGGAAACCAUGAGUCACAGAGAGAGCCCACAGACCUCUAGGUCUCCAAUGCCAUCACCCUCCCCUCCCCUAGAUCCCCUGCCAGAACCCCAGGGAGGCAGUUCUCUGGGAGAUUCACCUAGGUAUAAGCUCCAAUGUGGACACAGAGAAAAUUCAGGAAACCCUUGGGCCUUUAAGCCCUCAGCCCUAGACCUCAGCCCAGGGCUCUAUGGAACCAGGCUUGAAUGUGUCCCACCAAGAUCCGAGACUCCAUGGGAAGGUAAGCAGAGUAAAGAUAAUCUAUGGGUCUCUGCAGACCCAGUUUCUUCUCCCAGCCUUCCCUCAUCCUCUCUGCUGGUACCCCUAGAAAUGAGUUCCCAGGAAGUCUUGUCUGAGUCCAAAACUUUGGGAGGGCAGAGAGAGAACCUCUGGACCUCUGAGUCCCCAGCCCCUGCCUAUAGCCCAUCUCUAGCUUCCAUUCUAGAAUUCCGCAGAAUCAAUCAUAUGGGAGGCCUCACUAGAUCAGAAGCUGCAUGGAAGGACAUUGAACAUUCUAGGCAUUCCUGGAUUUCUGAGCCCCCAUCUCUGGCCCUCAGCCCACCCCCAGUUCUUAUAUUGGAGCCCCUCAUAGCUAGCCCCACAGGGGUCCUGUUUGAUUCUGAGGCUAGAUAUGGGGAUAUAAAAAGGAGAAAGAACUCCUGGACCUCUGAGCUUCCAGUUUGCAGCUUACCCCAAGACCCACAUGGAACCAGAUCUUUGGGAGCCCUGUCUAAGUGUGAACCUAUUGAGGGGAACAAGCAGAAAGAAACCUGUUGUGUUCCUGGGUCCCCACUGUGGGACCCCAGUCCACCUCCAAACUCUAAGUCAAAGUCUCACAUAAGUGAGACUCCUAGAGACCAAUGUACCUGUAAGCCUAAGGGAAAAGCAGUGGAGCAGAGAGACAACUGCUGGGCCACUGAGCUCCCAGCCUCAACCCCCAGAUCUCUCUCUGCUCCUCUACUAGAUCCACAUAUUGACCUUGAGUUUGUGUGGAGGAAUGUGCAACCAAGAGGGAUCCCCCAGGACUCCAGCCCUCCAGCAAUGGAUCUCCUGCAUCCAAUACCCUGGCCUCCCACCUUAGCUAAAGCUCUGAAGAUUGAGCCCAACCAGUCUGACAUACCCAAGAGAGAGUUGUUCCCAGGUGCAAAGGCAGAGACUCCAUCCUCCCAGAGAGAGGCCGUCCCAGAGGUGCCCUCCACCUCUGGGAUCCAGGCCUGGCACUGGAGUAGAGAGUUGGGACUCAGGCUAAAGAAACUACAGCAGAGCCCCGCUUCCAGAUCCCCUGACCCAAGUCAAUCAUUUGGCAGCUCCCCUGCCCUGAGCUCCACAACUCCAGGCUCCUGGAGACUCUCUACGUGCCCCCCACAGCAGAAUAAUCCCCCUAAUUUGUGCCCCCACUCUUCAAGCUGUCAUCCCCCAAAAGUUCACAGCACAGUAGCUCAGCCUGUCCAGAUCUCCCACUGUUAUCACUCCCACUCUUCUUCCCAGCCUCUGCCACAAGGGUCUGGCAGGGCCGAACAAGGGUCUCAGAAAGAGGAAAGAGUGAAGGUGAAGAUGGUGGCCCAGGUCUCAUCCCAGGGGCCAUGUGCUCGCAUACAGACUGGUGAGAAUGGCCCAGACCUAAGCGAGCCCUUAAACCCUGAGGUUCCGGCCUCAGGCAAUGGACAGAACAAGGCUUCAACCCUAUCUUCAGCCAAAAAGAGAGAGAGCCCCAGGAAACCCAAAGCAGGAGACCACAGAAGAGGGGAUGCAAGACUGGGGUCAUCCACAGUUACAGGGAAGAGCCACCCAGCCCAGGCCAGAAGACCAGUGGAAGGUCCUUUAAACAGACUUUCCCAAAGAUCUCAGCAUAAGGACCAGAGCUCUCGACACAUUGCUUUCCCUCAGCAGCUUCACUCUAAGGCUGCAGGUCCCCAAAUUCAGCAAGGGGCAGGGCUGAGAGCUGGUGACAUCCUGACCCCUCAACACUGUAAGCACUGCCAUUGGGCCCACAUGGAAAAGCAUCUCUCUUCCCCCACACCUCGGGUUCCCCUUACCAGGAGUCUCCAAAGAAUGUUAGCCAAGUUUCUGGGUACCCGGCCCCUGCCAACUAAAUCCAGUAAGAGGAAAGACUGGUAGUACUGACACCCCAUAACCCAAGACCUGAAGCCAAACCAGUUGUGGGGUGGAAAUAAUAAACUAGCUAAACUAGACAAGUAUCUCUCAUGUCAUCUUUAGUCUGAGGUACUAGUAAUGUCAGUUCCCUAUUAACUUCUGCUAUGGCUGUAUUCCCUCAGGAACAGAGAAGUAGAGUUUUCAAGAUUCUGCAGGCUAAACUUUUAAAGCCCUUCACAGGGCAGCCCGGGUGGCUCAGUGGUUUAGCACCCGCCUUCAGCCCAGGGCAUGUUCCUGGGGUCCUGGGAUCCAGUCCCACAUCAGGCUCACUGCAUGGAGCCUGCUUCUCCCUCUGCCUGUGUCUCUGCCUCUCUCUCUC
Molecule: messenger RNA, 9646 nt
Organism: Nyctereutes procyonoides (raccoon dog)
Lineage: Eukaryota; Metazoa; Chordata; Mammalia; Carnivora; Canidae
Gene: SPATA31G1
Product: chromosome unknown C9orf131 homolog
Source: RefSeq, a predicted model, not a curated record